This is a messenger RNA of Diceros bicornis minor, 7102 nucleotides long. It is a transcript of the gene CEP97, whose product is annotated as centrosomal protein 97. Gene Ontology annotation, molecular function: protein binding. NCBI's taxonomy places the organism in Eukaryota, Metazoa, Chordata, Mammalia, Perissodactyla, Rhinocerotidae. The transcript is spliced from 12 exons. The coding region runs from base 216 to 2798 and encodes 860 amino acids. The record is from RefSeq and is a predicted model, not a curated record.
UGUCUGAGGCGUUCUCUCUCCUGCGGCCAAACGUCCUAGAGCCGUGGUCCCGCUGCAGGGAUCGUGAACUCGCCCUCCUCUCGGCAUAGGCAGCCGAUUGGGCCAGCUGGGCGCGGUGCAUCCUGGGAGCUGUAGUUUGCGUUCCCUCCUUCCGCCUACAAGCUUCACAGAGCCACUGGAGGACGGUUGCUUGGUAUUAUUAGCAAGCGGGAAGUAUGGCGGUGGCGCGCGUCGACGCAGCUUUGCCUCCUGGAGACGGAUCAGUGGUCAAUUGGUCAGGGCAGGGGCUACAGAAAUUAAGUCCGAACUUACCCUGUGAAGCUGAUAUUCAUACUUUGAUUCUGGAUAAAAAUCAGAUUAUUAAAUUGGAAAAUCUUGAGAAAUGCAGACAAUUAAUACAGUUGUCAGUGGCUAAUAACCGGCUGGUGCGGAUGAUGGGAGUGGCCAAGCUGACCCAGCUCCGAGUGUUAAACCUGCCACAUAACAGCAUUGGCUCUGUGGAAGGGCUAAAGGAGCUGGUACAUUUGGAAUGGCUGAAUUUGGCAGGAAAUAAUCUCAAGGCCAUGGAACAGAUCAAUAGCUGCACAGCCCUACAGCACCUCGAUUUAUCAGACAAUAACAUACCCCAGAUAGGUGAUCUGUCUAAAUUGGUAUCAUUGAAGACUCUGCUUUUACAUGGAAACAUCAUCACCUCUCUUAGAAUGGCACCUGCUUAUCUACCCAGAAGUCUUGCUAUACUUUCUUUGGCAGAAAAUGAAAUUCGGGACUUAAAUGAGAUCUCUUUUUUGGCAUCCUUAACUGAAUUGGAACAGUUGUCGAUCAUGAACAAUCCUUGUGUGAUGGCAACACCUUCCAUUCCGGGGUUUGACUAUCGGCCGUACAUUGUCAGCUGGUGCUUGAACCUCAGAGUGCUAGACGGAUACGUGAUUUCCCAGAAGGAAAGUUUGAAAGCCGAAUGGCUCUAUAGUCAAGGCAAGGGGAGAGCAUAUCGGCCUGGUCAGCAUAUCCAGCUUGUCCAGUAUCUGGCUACAGUCUGUCCUCUCACUUCUACACUGGGUCUUCAGACUGCAGAGGAUGCCAAACUAGAGAAGAUUCUGAGCAAGCAGAGGUUUCACCAGAGGCAGUUGAUGAACCAAAGCCAAAAUGAAGAGUUGUCUCCUCUUGCUCCUGUUGAAACAAGGGCACCCCUUGUACCUGAGCAUUCAAGCCCUGUUCAGGAUUGCCAGGCAGUCCAGGAGAGCGAACCUGUCAUCCAAGUCAAUUCUUGGGUUGGGAUAAGCAGUAAUGAUGAUCAGGUGUAUGCUGUUAAGAAUAACUUUCCAGCCUCUGUACACACUACAAGAUAUUCUCGAAAUGACUUGCACCUGGAAGACAUACAGACAGAUGAGGACAAGUUAAACUGUAGUCUUCUCUCUUCAGAGUCCACUUUUAUGCCAGUUGCAUCAGGACUCUCUCCGGUUUCACCUACAGUUGAGCUGAGGCUACAAGGCAUUAACUUGGGCCUAGAAGAUGAUGGUGUUACAGAUGAAUCUGUGAAAGGGCUGGAAAACCAGGACUUUGACAAGGAAGAGGAAAAGGGUUUUUGGGCUGCAAAUGAGGAUUCUGUUCAAAUGAUGAGAAGUGUGAUCAGUACAGAGGUAAAUGAGAAAGAUGGGUUAUUGCUGUGUCCUGAGCCAACAGUCACCAGUGCCGUCUUGAAGGAUGACGCCCACAGUCUUACAGCUUUUCCUGAGUCAGUUGGACACAAUGUCCUUCGUGUGCAGCCAGACAGUGAAGAAACCACGUCUCAAACAGCCUCAGAGAAACUUCCCUGCAGGGUUUUAACCCAUAGAUCUGCUGCUUUGGGACAAGAUAAAGUUGCCCUUCAGAAACUGAAUGAAGCAGCCACCAAGCUUCAGGCCUGUUGGCGGGGCUUUUAUGCCAGGAACUACAACCCUCAAGCUAAAGAUGUGCGUUAUGAAAUCCGGCUGCGCAGAAUGCAGGAGCACAUUGUCUGCCUAACUGAUGAAAUAAGGAGAUUAAGAAAAGAAAGAGAUGAAGAACGUAUUAAAAAAUUUGUACAAGAAGAGGCUGUCAGAUUCCUUUGGAACCAGGUAAGGUCUCUACAAGCUUGGCAACAGACGGUGGACCAGCGUCUACGUUCCUGGCAUACUGAUGUUCCUCCUUUAUCAAGUACUCUGGUGCCAUCUAAACCUCCAUUAUUCACCCAAAGUCAGGAGCCCUCUUCUGAUCAAAAUUCUGAUUGCUUCAUUGCUUCUGAUGAAGCGCCUCAAGAGAAAUCCUUACCAGAAUUUCCAGACUCUGGUUUUCAUUCCUCCCUAACAGAACAAAGUCACUGUUUGCAGGAUUCUUUGGAUUUUGAAAAAAGUUCCACAGAAGGCAGUGAAAGUUCCAUAAUGGGGAAUUCCAUUGACACAGUCAAAUAUGGCAAAGAGUCAAAUGUAGGGGAUGUUAGCGAAGAACAUUGUGAAUGGAGUAAGGAAAGCUCAAACGAUGAGCAGGAUAAGAGUCUGCUUGAACAGUAUUUAACUUCAGUUCAGCAGCUAGAAGAUGCUGAAGAGAGGACAAAUUUUGAUGAAGGGACAGGAGAUAGUAAGCUUUACAUAGCUUGUUCCCCUGAAAAGUUAGAUACCUUGUCUGAUAGUGCUUCUGUAGAUGAUACUCAUGGCUUAUUUCCAACUUUGCGAGAUGACAUCAGCCAGACACCAGAGAAUUGUAAAUUAAAUGCGGAAGUUCAAGGGCAGCAGUCAGAAUGUGAUUCUACAUUUCAAAUAUUGCAUGUUGGUAUUACUGUGUAGCAUGUCUGGUUGCUUGGGAAGCAGAAAUCCACUUAACUUUUCUUAGGAAUAUUUUCAGUUGCCUUUUUUUUUUGAAGGGAAAUAUUCUGCCCAAUUUUGUUACUGUUUAUAUAGAAUUUGUAUUCUUGUCUCAUAUUUUCCACAUUCUAGAUACUGAGCUGAAUCUUCCUUUUGAUUUUGUUAGCUUUUUACUUAGCUGUAAUGUAUCAAACAAUAUUUAUAUUGAAAGCUAUAUGCACUUUAUUUCUUAACAACUGAAUUGCAUCAACAGUGUUCCUGUUUUUUUACGUACUCAUUUCCUUUCAGAAAUUAACUAGAGUAUCUUAAAGAAGAUAGAAAAAUUUACCUUAAAGAUAUAAAUAAGAGAAUUUUGAUUCUUCUGUAUAUGAGGAAAUUAAUUAUGUAGUAAGGAAUGCAGUUUGUUAAAGUGAAUAUAAAUGACAAAUAUGAGGACCGUGAACUAUUGAAAUUUUCCAUCCUCCUUGUAGUAAGAACAUGUUUUUAAAGACUUUUGAGUUAAGGAAAGCCUUCUUAGAAGCAAAUAGGGAGAAAAGGUAUGAUUAGAGGAUUUUUCAGUGGGAAUGAUUAAACUGUUUUAUGGAAAACUUUAGUUAAUGUCAUGCAUCAGUUCUAACAUAUGAAGCAAAGUAGUCCAUCCAGAAUUAAAAAUCAAGCUUAUCUAAAGAGGCAACACAAGACUAUUGCUCUUAGAUACGAAGAAAGCAGGAUCUAGGCUCCAUUCACUUGGAAUAAUGUCACUGCAAAUAUUUAUUAUCUUUUCAUUUAUUGCUUUUUUUACCCCACAGAUAAGCAUUUAUGUGCCAAUAUAGUGCCAGAAAUUAAUGUAUAUUCAUCUUCUCUGUUCCUGCUUUAUAUUUUCUUACGUAUUUCAGUAGAAGGUCCAUGGUCAUUUUCUUUCCUUUUUGACCUCAGCCUCAUAGUGAAGAACAUUUAAAAUAUUACUAGUGGUAGAAUAUAAAUGACUUUUCUUUUAAAGGACUAUUUUCUAUCUAAAUCUCUGAAAAACUGCCACAUUUGGAAGACGGUUUAAUGGUGGUUAAGGAAAAAAAAAAACCUCACGUAUUUCUUUACUCGUUAAAAAGAAUAUAUAUCUGUAACUUCAGGAAGAAAUGAUAAUACUGUGUUUGAAUGUUACAGAUAGAUACAUUCGCAAAUCAAGGAUAAUUUUUGGAAGCUUGAUAUUUUAAUCUUUGAGAAUGUUAUAAUAUCGUUGAACAAUGCAUAUCUGAUUUCCCCCAAUCUAUGGACAUACAACUAUUUAAAACUAUGGCAAUACUUAAGUGUUCUCUAAAUUUGGGUGCUAGAUAUCUAUUCAUUAUUCUGUUAUAGUCAUUAGGUCCCCUUCUUUGAAGUUAUUAUCUAAAAUAAAGACUUCUGAUCCUUCAAGAAUACAGUCAGGGAUCACAUGUUACACUUUGUUGUUAGUAGAAAUGUUUUUUCAGUGUGGGUAAGGUGUGUUUUUCUUGGUUUUUAAAUGUUUAGCACUCAGGUUGGAGGACUUGGAUUUCACUCCUAGAAAUCCAGAAUCUCUUGAAAAGGAAAUAGUUUCCGUCUCAUAAAUGAAACAGCAGUCUUAUGUUCAAAAGGAUUUUCCCUAGUGAAGCCUAUGUAAUGUUGAAUGCAUGUUAAAUAAAAAUAGAAUUUUUUACUUUUUAAAUAAUGCCAAUUAUCUUUUAUGAAUGAUUUUGAAUUUCUUCUUAAAUAUACCCUAUUUUUCUAUUUUACAGUUAAGUGCCUCAUUUGCUGCCCAUAGUUAGACAAAGAAAAGCCGCCUUGCACUGCACUAGUACCACAGUGCUGCUCCUGGUACAUGAACUUCUCACAGAAGCUCAUAGAAGCUGGAAGGUCAUGAUUUAGUAUUACCCAAGCAGGUUUCUGCUGACAUCUUCUCCCUCUUCUCUUUUUUUAAGAAAUGGCAAAACAUAACUAAAUUCAUUUCAGCAUCAGCAUUUGUCAGCAAGAUUUCCCUUUUUUACCUUUGCCUUAUUUUUCUAGCCCAUAAAUAAGUAUUCAGCAUACAUUUAUUUUUAGAUUGGCAGAAUAUGAUAAUGAUUAAUAGUCUGCUCUUCCUUCUAUUUAACUGUGCUAAUGUUUGAAGUGCAAGAAUAUUGAGUAGCCCCUACUUUAACUGUACACAUUAUCUUGACUGUAGAUAAAAUGAAAAUAAUGUAAAUUAGAAUGCAAGAAAACUGUGGCAUAGACUUAAUACAUUUUAAUAGAUUUACAAUGUAAUUUAAAAUUUAAAUUGGUUUUAACUCCAUGGGCUCUUCAUUGGUCUGGCUAAGGAGGUAAUGGGUCCAAUAAGGUUUGGGAGUUGAGCUUUAACGUGAUCUUUGUGUUUCUUCUAACCAGAGAGGUUUAGUUCACUGAUGCUAUUUUAGUUCCCAACAGUUCUCUUGAUUUAUGGAAAAUUCAAUAUAUCAAUUAGAUAUUCUUACAGAAGCACAGAAUGAUGCCGUCUGAGAAUUGGAAGGGACUUUAGAGAUUAUCUAUUCUAAUCUCUUUGGGUUGUUUUUUGUGUGUGUGUGUGUGAGGAAGAUUGGCCCUGAGCUAACACCAAUGCCAAUCUUCCUCUAUUUUUUGUAUGUGGGAUGCUGCCACAGCAUGGCCUGAUGAGCGGUGUGUAGGUCCACGCCCGGGAUCCAAACCCACGAACCCCAGGCUGCCGAAGCGGAGUGCACGAACUCAACCACUAUGCCACUAGGCCAGCCCCUCUGAUCUCUUUGUUUUAAAGGUGAAACUAAGGCACAGAGAAGGUAGAUGACUUGUCUGAUGUUUUAGCUAGUUAGUAGUAAAUAAACUCUGACAACGUAAAAGUUAUCAUAUUUCAAAAUCUUAAUAUAUGCUAUUAAUCUUUACGUUUAGUGAGUCAGUAAGAAAGUCUCUGCAUAUUUUUCAUUCUUUUUGAAACAGAAAAAAACUUCUGAGAGAGCUAGAACUCUACCACUCAAGGCAAAGUUUCUUGUAGAAAACAACUAAAUUGUUCAGAACCCUGAGUGAAUUUUUUCCCAGAAAUGUUGUUUGAUUAAAAUGGUUUUUAAAGAGCAAUAGUAGAAAUUAAAAUUUUAAAAGAAUAGCUACAUCUGGAGUCCAUUUAUUUGGUGACAUGAAGUAUAACAGGUUGCAAAGAUAUAUAAAAUUUUCUAGUGAAAUGCUGAGUUUGAUUAUGUUUCGUCUUUGGUGUUGCAGAACAACAGAAGUUAAAGUUUUAACUCUCCUGGUGUGCAGAAAUCUCCAAUCAUGACAGUUGAUACAUACAUCAUAUAGUUUCGUUUUGUAAGUUUAAUUAUAAAAGGCCUCAUAACAUGCAUGUUUUAGGAAAAUAUUUUAGCCACACAAUUGUUUGCAUAUAUGCAAAUAACUUUAUUCUUGAAUAAUGUGGGUGCCAUUCUCAAGUGUAGAUUUUUAUUUUGUUUUGGAUUAUUUUAAAUAUGCAAACACCUUAAUAGUGUGUUUUCCUGUUAUCUACUUAAGACAAAUCUAGUUCCACUUUUUAUAAGUAUUUUCAGAAAAAUUAUAUGCUUAAGAUAUUAUAUUAUCUCCCUUGGGACUUUUCUUGGUGCAUAUUCUUAGAAUUGGAUUUAUGACAAUAAUAUAAAAUAUAAAAUCUUUUUUUUCUGGUAAAUUAAGACAUAGUAAAAGGGGAAAAUAUAAAAUGAGUCAGAUCAUUUUCCUAUUCAUAAAUGAAAAGUAAAAGACUUCAUUGUUUAAUGUAUAUUUUUAUUUUGUCAUGUACCUUAUUAAGGGAUAUUUAUUAUAUUGUAAUGUUUUUAACUUUUAAAUAUAUGACCCCCUCAUUUAUGAAGUAAAGCAGAGAGGGUCUGUAAGGAACAUUCUAAACAUUUUUAGUGAUAUUGUUUUCACUCAUCAAACCUCUUGUGCCAUAUUAAAAUUAAAAGUCAAAUAAACCAAGUAGUCUUCACAGCGUUGGAGAGAAACAGAUAAUUGUCUUUUUAAAUGAGGUGCUUUUUAUUUGUGAAUGAGUAGAAAUACUAAAUUUUAAUUCCUUAAUUGAUUUAGUGGCUAGCAGGAAUCAUACUGUAGUGGCUUUGUUCAUUUUGUAAUUAAAUUUCUUUGAGGAUUUUAUAAUAAUUUUAAGCUUGACAAUAAGAGUUUAAAACCAGUUUGAUUUUGGAACAUUUUUAGAUUUCUCUUUAAUUUUGUUGUAGAAAUAGUGGAUUAGUUAAAGUGGUUAUGGUCUGUUUUAUGAAGGCUUAAUAUUUUAUAUUGUACUUAUUUAAUUUGUAUUUAAGUCUAAUUCUAAAUAAAAAGUUUGUACAUUU